UGGCAUCAUUGAAUACUACUAUCAGCUUUUUCUGAUAACUUUCACCAACCCUUGUCACAUUUAUGAACUCCCUUCACCAUCUCCCCACUCAUUUCAGUUAAUACUUCCAAAUUCACCAUCACCAACAUUAUAAACCCACCCACACACCAUUUUCUUGUGUUUCAUCCAAAAUUUGGACCCUUUUAUCAUACCAUCUCAAGUCUUAAAACACAAAGACAAAUAUUCUUCACAUUUUCUUGUUUUGGUUUUCUGUUAUGUUUGCUUUAUGCAAAUGGGCAUUUUCUUGGAACACAAGCAUUGUAAUGAGAUGAAAAAGUGUUUCAAAGAUUGAUAAAGGAGACUUGCUUUUUAUUCAGGGGUUCACACAUCUUUCUUUCUUUAGUCAAUAUCAAAAAUAAUGGACUUUGCUUUAGUUGGUUGCAUUUUGAUUCUAACACUCUUGUUGAAGUCAAACCUUGGUCAACAGCAAAAUCUGCCAAUACCCAAUUCAGAUGAGUUCUUGAUUUCCAGUUUUUUUGAAAAAAUGGGCUUAAAUUCUUCAAAAUGUUACAAUCUUUCUUCAUCUGUUUGUUCAUGGCAAGCUGUGUUUUGUGAUGCUAAACAAGAAAAUGUCAUUGGUCUUGUUGCUCCUAAUUUAGGUCUUACUGGUCCUAUACCUGACAAUACUAUUGCCAAACUUAAAAAGCUUCAAUUUUUAGACUUAAAUAGUAAUCAUAUCACUGAUUUUUCAUCUGAUUUUUGGAGCUUAACUUCACUUAAAUCACUUAAUCUUUCAAACAACAAAUUUUCAGUCAAUCUUUCAACUAACAUUGGCAACUUUGUGUCACUUGAAAAACUUGACAUUUCUUUCAACAACUUUUCAGGUCACCUCCCUGAUUCAUUAAGUUCUCUAGCAAGUUUACAAAUGCUUAAUCUUAACAGAAAUCUGUUUGAUUCAAUGAUUCCAUCAGGAUUCAUAAAGUGCCACUCUUUGACUUCUGUUGACUUCUCUAUGAACAGUUUUCAUGGCAGUCUUCCAAAGGGGUUUGACCAUGCAUUUCCUAAGCUAAAAAGCUUGAAUCUUGCUGGAAAUUUGAUUAAUGGAAGGGGGUCUGAUUUUUCAAAGAUGGUUUCCUUAACUUAUUUGAACAUUUCCAAGAAUCUUUUUAAGGGCUCUGUUGUUGAAAUAUUUCAUGGGCCAUUGGAAGUGAUUGAUUUAAGUAGUAAUCAUUUUGAUGGUCAUAUUUCUCAGGUAAACUUUGAUCCAUCUUUUGAUUGGUCUCAUUUGAUUUAUCUUGAUUUAUCUGAUAAUGAGAUUAGUGGAAUGUUUUUUAGUAAUUUAAGCCAAGCCCAUAAGAUUAGGCAUCUUAAUCUUGCUAAAAAUAGGUUCACAAAACAAAGUUUCAUCCACAUUGAUGAACUUCAUAGUUUAGAGUACCUAAACUUGUCGAAAACCAAUAUAAUCGGUCGAAUCGAUGACGAAAUUUCGACUUUAACUCAUCUGAGGACACUUGAUCUUUCAAGUAAUCAUCUUGCUGGUAACAUCCCACUUCUGAACUUUAAAUCACUACAGAACCUUGAUCUUUCAAAAAAUAACUUAACUGGAUACAUACCAUUGUCUCUGUUGAAAAAGCUACCAUGGAUGGAAAGAUUCAACUUUUCUUACAACAAUUUGACUCUUUGUGGUUCUGAAGUUCCACUUGAAACCCUGCAAUCUGCGUUCAUUGGGUCAACAAAUAGUUGCCCAUUCGCUGCAAACCCAACACUUUUCAAGAGAAAAGUGCAUAAACAUAGAGGACUCAAGCUUGCUUUGGGUCUGGCCAUCUCGUUAAUCUGCUUGCUUCUUGGUUUGCUACUGUUUGCAUUUGGGUGUCGAAAGAAAACAAGAAUGUGGGAUGCUAAAGAGUCUUGCAAUGAAGAAAAAUUCAUUUCUGGCCCGUUUUCAUUUAAAACAGAUUCAACCACUUGGGUAGCAGAUGUAAAGGUUGCAUCUUUAGUCCCUGUAGUGAUCUUUGAGAAGCCGUUGUUGAAUUUUACCUUUUCGGAUCUUUUAUCUGCUACAUCAAAUUUCGAUAGGGAUACCCUUUUGGCUGAAGGGCGGUUUGGACCGGUAUAUCGUGGUUUUUUGGCUGGUGAUGUUCAUGUCGCAAUUAAGGUCUUGGUUCAUGGAUCCACCAUGACUGAUCAAGAGGCUGCAAGAGAGCUCGAGUAUCUUGGGCAUAUAAAACACCCGAAUCUCGUUCCUUUAAUGGGAUACUGCAUUGCAGGUGAACAAAGAAUCGCAAUUUAUGAUUAUAUGGAAAAUGGAAACUUGCAUAACUUGUUGUAUGAUCUUCCUCUUGGAGUUCAAGUUAAUGAAGAUUGGAGUACCGAUGCAUGGGAAGAAAAUGUCGAAAACGGUAUUCAAAACAUGGGGUCUGACGCCCUUUUGAUCACGUGGCGGUUCAGACACAAGAUCGGGCUUGGAACAGCCCGGGCAUUGGCAUUUCUCCACCAUGGGUGCUCACCACCAAUCAUUCAUAGAGACAUUAAGGCGAGUAGUGUUUAUCUUGAUUACAAUCUUGAACCAAGGUUAUCAGACUUUGGUCUCGCAAAAAUCUUUGGAAACACUGUUGGUGAUGACAUGGCUCACGGGUCCCCUGGAUAUGCGCCACCAGAUGACGUGAUUACUCCAAAAUCUGAUGUUUAUGGAUUUGGGGUGAUUCUUCUUGAGUUGAUUACAGGUAAAAAGCCCGUUGGUGAUGACUAUCCAGACAAUGACACUUUGAAAGCACAAGAUUUGGUUAGUUGGGUUAGAGGGCUCGUAAGGAUGAACGCUGGUUCACAAGCCAUAGAUCCCAAGAUUCGAACCACGGGUGAUGAAUGUCAAAUGAUAGAAGGCUUGAAAAUCGGGUAUCUGUGCACAGCUGAUCUUCCAUCUAAGCGGCCAAGUAUGCAACAAGUGGUUGGACUUAUCAAGGAUAUCGAACCAAAUAUGAGUUUGUGAAGAAGUUCAAAGAGUUGGUUUUUGCAUACGGCUUCUUGUUACUCAUUUUGUUGUUAGAGGCAUAUGCAAGAUUUUCAAGUUGAAAAUGGCUGUAAUGAAAGGAAAAAAAAAACAAAAAAUCAGAAAAGAAAAUAUCGUAUGAGUUUGUGAGCAAGUUCAAAAAAAUAUGGCGAUGAAUGUUCUCUUUUGCAACCAGUAAUAUUGACUAUCAAGUUACAAUCUUUGGCUUGUAUCACUGUAAAAAAUGCUCCUUCAGUGCAAAAAAGAAGAUAGGAAAAAUCAAGAGUUCUA
Erigeron canadensis is the source of this 3256-nucleotide messenger RNA. Its product is annotated as probable LRR receptor-like serine/threonine-protein kinase At2g24230. Gene Ontology annotation, biological process: protein phosphorylation. Lineage: Eukaryota; Viridiplantae; Streptophyta; Magnoliopsida; Asterales; Asteraceae. The record is from RefSeq and is a predicted model, not a curated record. The transcript has a single exon. Bases 398 to 2965 code for a protein of 855 amino acids. Gene Ontology annotation, molecular function: protein binding; protein kinase activity; ATP binding.